AUGGUGCCGUCGGGGCAGCCCAACCCGUUGGGCGGCCCGGGCCAGCAGCAGGUGGGCGCGUCGCUGCUCCGGACCAGCUCCAGCCUCCUCGGCGGCGGCGGCGCCGGCGCCGGUGGUGGCCAGCCCGGGAUGGGGAUGGGGAUGGGCGGCGGGGUGCUCCCGUCGCAGUCGCCCUUCUCGUCCCUCGUCUCGCCGCGCACGCAGUAUGGCGGCGGCGGGAACGGGUUGCUGGCGGGCGCGUCCAGUGUCGCGUCCAUGCUCAGCAGGCAGCAGUCGUAUGGGAAUGGGGGGACUGGGGCAAUGCCGGGCACCGGUGCCGGUCUCCCGAUCGGUGGGAUGCAGCACAGAGGCGGCCUUGAUGGUGUUGGUGAUUUGGUUGGCACUGGAGGGCCGGAUUCCAUGGUGUUCUCGCCCUCCGGCCCUGGUAGUUCGGGCAACCAGCUUGGUGCUGACGGCUUACAGCAGCAGCAGCAUCUGGAUGCACCGCAAGAUUCACGGAAUCAACAACAGCAGCAACAGCAAAUGCCAUUGGCAUAUAAUCAGCAGCAUAUGAUGCGACAACCUCAGCAGCAGCAGCAGCAGCAGCCGCAGCCGCAGCCUGCGGUGAAGUUGGAGAACGGAGGCGUCCUUGGUGGGGUCAAACUGGAGCAGCAGAUGGGGCAGCCUGAUCAGAGUGUUUCCACACAGAUGCUGCGCUGUUCGAGCGGCGAACCCCAGGCUGCAGCUACUCAGUUGAGCCUCCUACAGCAGCAGCAACGGUUCUUGCAGCUGCAGCAGCAACAACAGCAACAGCAGCAGAUUCUCAAGAACCUGCCUUUGCAGAGAAACCAAUUGCAGCAACAGCAACAACAGCAGCAGCAGCAGCAACAACAACAGCAACAUCAGCACCAGCAGUUGCUUCAACAACAAAGUCUAAAUAUGCGAACUGGUAAAACACCUGCUUAUGAACCAGGGACCUGUGCAAAGAGAUUGACACAUUACAUGUAUCACCAGCAAAACAGGCCACAGGACAAUAACAUCGAGUACUGGAGAAACUUUGUCAAUGAAUACUUUGCCCCAAGUGCCAAGAAGAGGUGGUGUGUUUCUCUGUAUGGCAAUGGUCGUCAAACCACCGGAGUUUUCCCUCAGGAUGUUUGGCAUUGUGAGAUAUGCAAUAGGAAGCCAGGGCGAGGUUUUGAAACGACGGUUGAGGUCUUGCCACGGUUGUGCCAAAUCAAAUAUGCCAGUGGUACACUUGAGGAGCUUCUGUAUGUUGAUAUGCCAAGAGAGUCCCAGAAUUCAUCUGGACAGAUUGUUUUGGACUAUACCAAAGCGAUCCAGGAGAGUGUCUUUGAGCAACUGCGAGUAGUUCGUGAGGGGCAUCUAAGAAUUGUAUUCAACCAAGACCUGAAGAUUGCAUCGUGGGAGUUCUGUGCCCGGCGUCACGAGGAACUUAUUCCUCGGAGAUCAAUCAUACCACAGGUCAGUCAACUUGGUGCUGUGGUGCAAAAGUACCAGUCUUCGGUUCAAAGUUCAGCGUCACUCUCAAGUCAGGACUUGCAAAACAAUUGUAACUCGUUUGUCGCAUGUGCUCGCCAGUUGGCUAAGGCACUGGAAGUGCCAUUGGUAAAUGAUUUAGGAUACACGAAAAGAUAUGUCCGCUGCCUCCAGAUUGCAGAGGUUGUCAAUUGUAUGAAAGAUUUGAUCGAUCACAGCAGGCAGACUGGAUCUGGUCCAAUAGAGAGCUUGCAUAAAUUCCCUAGGAGGGGGAAUUCAGGGGUUAGUUCUGUUCAAGCCCAGCAGCCAUCUGAGGAGCAGAAACCCGUUCCACAGAAUUCUAACCAGAGUGGUCAAAAUUCUGCUCCUGCAACUGGAAUGCAAGUCUCUGCCUCUGUCAAUGGUGAUGCUACGUCAAGACUCAAUUGUGCACCAUCUACUUCCGCACCAUCUUCUUCAUCUGUUGUUGGUCUCCUCCAAGGCUCAGUAAGUGGCAGACAAGACCAUCCAACAAGCAGUGGCAAUGGUCUGUAUAAUGGUGGAAACAGUGCUUCAGUUGCUAAGGCCAACUCAACGAACUCCAUGCAAUCAAAUGGACCAGCGUCAUUUCUUUCGCCAGCACCCUCAGCAUCAAAUGGCAAUAUGAUGCCUGCUCCUCAGCACUCAAGCCAAAUGAAUUCACCAACCAUGUCAUCAAACCCACCUCCUAUGCAAACACCUACAAGUCGACCUCAGGAACCUGAGCCAAAUGAGUCUCAAAGCUCGGUCCAGAGGAUAUUGCAAGACUUGAUGAUGCAAUCCCAUAUUAAUGGUGUUGGACCAGUGGGAAGCGAUAUGAGGAGAGCAAACACAAUUACUCCUGGUCUGAACGGUGUCAACUCCUUAGUUGGUAACCCUAUGACAAAUAACCCUGGAAUCAAUGGAAUGGGAUUUGGGGCUAUGAUGGGUGGCCUUGGUCAACAAAUGAGAACAGCAAUGGGAAACAACGCAUUGGCAAUGAAUGGAAGGACCGGGAUGAAUCACAGUGCGCAUGACCUGACACAGUUGAGCCACCAGCAGCAACAGCGAGAUUUAGGAAACCAAUUGCUCGGGGGCCUUAGAGCAGCAAACAGCUUCAAUAACCUUCAAUACGACUGGAAGUCGGCUCAGUAG
Miscanthus lutarioriparius is the source of this 2628-nucleotide messenger RNA. Lineage: Eukaryota; Viridiplantae; Streptophyta; Magnoliopsida; Poales; Poaceae. The record is from the annotation of a GenBank genome assembly.